This is a messenger RNA of Ooceraea biroi (clonal raider ant), 3802 nucleotides long. RefSeq names its product NADPH-dependent diflavin oxidoreductase 1. Gene Ontology annotation, molecular function: FMN binding; NADPH-hemoprotein reductase activity; flavin adenine dinucleotide binding. Lineage: Eukaryota; Metazoa; Arthropoda; Insecta; Hymenoptera; Formicidae. Gene Ontology annotation, cellular component: cytosol. The record is from RefSeq and is a predicted model, not a curated record.
UCCGAUCUUACUUCGCGUGACGUUUAUUCCCUUCUUAUGCUUCUCCGUCCUCUCGCGUACAUUUUCCACCCUUUUAUUAUCGAUUUCGCGUAUUAAUAACUAUCGAUCGAGUAAAAUUGAAAGUCCACAAAAAAUUCGAGAUUCGCGCGAUUCAUCACGUACGACGGAGAGAUGCUAUUUUUUUUUGUUUAUAAAUAUCUCGGUACUCAUUGCCAAAUGGGACUAAACGUAGCCUAGACAUUUAUCCUUGACAUUUCGUCAACGAGAUUUGGACUUGUAGCUAAUUGUCACGAAAGCCAAGACCUCGCCUUACGUCGUUUGAUAUAGGUUACAUGGCUUGUUCCAUGUUAUACUAUUUACAUUUAGAACGGAUUUGAUUUUUUCCACCAGUUUGCACCUCAUCUAUGUGAGAAAUACAUAUUUAUGUAUGAGAGAAGACAAGAGGAAAGAAAAAUGUAUGAAAAAUGCUGAAUAUGCAAUAUGCAAUUAUAGAACAGUAUUUAGUGUAACAGUCGAAUCGAAUUUUUAUGUAUAUAUGACUCUAUUUUAAAUUUAUUAUUAAAUUAUUAUUUUAAAAUAUACAUAAUGUUUUAUUUAGUGACAGUAUCUGUCCUUUUUGCGGGCAGUAUAUUCAUCAUUAGGUGUUUGCUGAUGUGUUUCUUGAAAACACCUUUAUUUUACCCUUUAAAACAUAAGUUGUUUUUUGUCAGUAAGUUAGUUGUUAUUUCUUUAAUUAUCUUCUUUUUAAUUGAAAUCUUUCAUAAGAAAUUUAUAUAUUUACUUCUAGAAAAUUACUUGUUACGCAAUAAGAGAUAUUCACACUUGGUAAGGACCAAAAAUAAUGAUCGAAACGUUGUGUAUAUGAUUAAUUGUAUAGCCAGUGCUCGUCAACGAUAAAAAGGAUUUACCUAAUUUUUAUGCAUCCUGUCAAAGAUGAAUCCACUGAUCCGAAUACUAUACGGAAGCGAAACCGGAACCGCUCAGGACGUUGCAGAGCAGAUCUGGAAGAGUGCCAAAAGGAAAGGCCUGCAAAGUGCAGUAUCAUGUUUAGACGACUACAAUAUCCAAGAUCUUCCAUCAGAACAAUUAAUCGUUUUUGUUGUUGCUACUACUGGGCAAGGAGAUCCUCCAGCUAACAUGAAACAAUUCUGGAGGCAUUUAUUAUGCAAGAAUCUUCCAGCAACUAUGCUUCAAAACCUACAUUAUGGCAUACUGGGUUUAGGAGACAGUUCCUAUCCAAAAUUUAACUUUGCUGCAAAAAAAUUAAACAAACGUCUUAUACAACUAGGUGCAACGGAAUUAAUGUCCAUUGGCCUUGCUGACGAUCAGCACAAUCUUGGAAUCGAUGCAGUGUUUGACCCCUGGGUUAAAAUAUUAUGGGAAAAUAUUGCGAAUGUUUUUGACAUUUCCGUAAAAGACAAAGUUAAUGAGAAGAAUCUAAUAAUUGAAAGAUAUGAUGUCUCUGUAAUAGAAAUGAAUCAAACAAAUCCGAUAAAUAUCAAUAGUCGGUUAAUAAAUAAUCUACCUCAAUUAAAUACUAACAUUUACGCACAAGAAACAUUUCUAGAUAGCAAAGUUAAAAUAGGAACAAUAGUCGAAAAUGUAAGAACUACAAUAGAAGACCAUUUUCAAGAUGUUCGAUUAAUAAGUAUUAAAACGAACAAUAUAAAAUACAAUCCUGGAGAUAUCGUGUACAUUAGACCAAAAAAUACUUUUGAACAAGUCAAGCUUUUUUUCAGUAUAUUAUACGAACACGGCAUAAAAUUGUUUCCUGAUAUGGUAAUCCAAGUAUCAGAAAAGGAAAUAAAAGUUCCAUUCGUAUUAAAACGAAGUUUGACUUUAGGAGAGAUAGUUGAACAAUAUUGGGACCUAAAUUUUAAACCACGAAGAUCUACUAUGUAUAAUUUAUUUCUCGUCAGUGAAAAUGAUCUGGAAAAGGAAAAACUUUAUGAACUUACUAGUUCAGUUGGUCAAGAGGAGCUCUAUGAUUAUGUAAACAGACCAAGAAGAAACAUUCUGGAAGUCCUCGCAGAUUUUCCUCACACUACCAGUAAACUAAACAUUAAAUGGUUAUUUGAAAUUAUGUCGCCCAUAAAACCACGUCCUUAUAGCAUAGCUUCCAGCUCGAAAGCUACACCAAAUACUGUUCAAAUCUUGGUAGCAAUUGUUAAAUAUAAAACUAGAUUAAUGAAUCCAAGGUUUGGUUUAUGUUCAAAAUGGUUAGCUAGUUUAAUGGAAGGUGAUGAGGUAGUAUUUUGGCUGCAAAAGGGAACUUUUCACUUUGAUAAUAACAAGCCAAUGAUCCUAAUUGGUCCUGGGACAGGAGUGGCACCAUUUAGAUCCUUGCUUCUAGAAAGAGCAAUGACUGAAAGGAAUUUAGAAGAUUGCGUCCUGUUCUUUGGAUGCAGGAAUAAGGAGAAAGAUUUUCACUGCAAGGAAGAUUUUAAGCGUUUAUCGAAAGAAAAUAAUUUGAAACUGUUUUGUGCGUUUUCCAGAGACCAGGAUCACAAAAUAUAUGUACAACAUGUCAUACAGCAACAAGGAAAAUUAUGCUGGGAAUUUUUACAAAAUCAUGGCAAUAUUCAUUUAGCGGGAAAUUCUAGAAACAUGCCUAACAGUGUACGGGACGAAUUUCUUAAUUUAGUAAAACAAUUUGGUAAACUGACAAAGGAAGAGGCAAGAUUAUUUAUCGAACAUUUAGAGAAAAAUAAUCGAUAUCAAACUGAAACUUGGGGGUGAGAAAUAUUCGAAGAUAUUUUUGGAAUAUUGAAACACUUAUGGAGAAAAGAUUGCGUCUUUGGAACAAAUAAUGAGUGAAAAUAGCAUUUGCUCUUAUAAAUGUAAAACAAUAUAUUUAUUGUUCAUAUAAAUGCCAUAAUAGAAUAUAUAUAGUACAUGUGUACAUAUACAUAUGUGCAAUAUAUACCCCAUAUAAAACGGUACUCUUACAUAUGGAUUCACAUAAUGCACUGGACGCAUGUAAAGUAUACAUAUUAGAAUAGGAGCGCCCAACCUUUUGGCUUCCCUGGGCCACAUUGGAAGAAGAAGAAUUGUCUUGGGACAUAAAAUACACAAAAAUACUAAUGACAGCAGAUAAGCAAAAAAACGAGUCAGGUGUAUAAUUUUCGUGAUAUAUCCGCCACCACAGUUAAGCAAAAAAGUCCUCGCAUAAUAAUCUUAAUUAUGCGGCGCCCCGGAGUCUUUUAAAAUCGUCGAGCAGGUCCCAAGUUUGCCAUCACUAAUAUAGAAAAUGUACAUAACUAAGUAAAACUUCAUUAAUUUUUUGAUAUUUUUUAUUAUAAAAGUAAAAGAAAAGAGGGCAACAAAACUAGUAAGAUAUUUGAUAUUGUAUUUGAGAAACUUAAUGCAUCAAUAUCUGCAAUCGAGUUACAAAAAAAAGAUCGCAAAAAAUUUCAUAAUUUUAAGUAAGUUUACGAUUUUGUGUUGGGCUACAUUCAUAGUCUUGGGCCGUGGGUUGGACAAGUCUGUAUUAAACUAUGUAUUGAAAAUUAAAACUGCAUUGGGUUUACAUGCUUUUGUGCUAUUAUAGCGUUUAGCUUAUUAGCACUAUAUUUAUAACUGAAUAACAUUCGCUUUGAAAAUGCGUAAAAAUGAAGCGGAUAUCACAAUUUUCAAUAUCCAACUAAUAUUUUAUAGAAAAGUAAUUGCAUGUUUUUGUUUUUAUUGCUUGAUUUAUUAUUAUGAUCUCUAAUGUGUAUUUUUGUGUAUUCGUUUUAAGCUAGCAAGUUUCGAUAUACAAGGUGGAUCAGUAACAAUAAUAAAGUAACAUUUUACAGCGUUA